Morchella importuna is the source of this 1266-nucleotide messenger RNA. RefSeq lists its product as uncharacterized. The transcript is spliced from 3 exons. The record is from RefSeq and is a predicted model, not a curated record. The coding region runs from base 1 to 1266 and encodes 421 amino acids. Lineage: Eukaryota; Fungi; Ascomycota; Pezizomycetes; Pezizales; Morchellaceae.
AUGCAGACACCACUCCUUACCUCGCUGCCUCCGCGGCUGCUCUACAUCAUCGCCGCCUCGCUCCUGCUCAUAUGCCUCUUCAGUCUCUCGCACUUUACAAAGUCCCAAUACACCCCACUGCUCCCCCAAGUGCAGCAAACGCCAAACCACCCCAACUACGGGCAGCCGCCGGAGGACCCCAAGGGCUGGAUCAAGCCCUCAUUGCGCCCCUUUGACCCGGCCACGGACGGUGACAACCUUUUCUACAAUUCGGAGGAGUGCGAUGCAAAGUUCCCCGGCCUCUUCACGGAGAUUGAUGUCGCGAAGGCGCGCGGCGAUAUCGGCGAGAUCCCGUUCCACGAUGGCGAUAAGGGUUACGUGAAGGCGAGGAUCUACAAGGGGAAGCUCUACAUUGUCGCGAAAGGCGACGAUGUCUGGCACCGCCAAUACGCAAUUCUACACCAGAUUCAUCGCUCCCUUCUUACCGCCCCUAACCCAUCCGAAAUCCCCAACAUCGAGUUCCAAUUCCUCGUCAACGACCAUCCGGCACCGAGCACGUGGUCGCUGGCAUGGAGCGGCAACGAUGGCGAGGUCCACGACACAUGGAUCAUGCCCGACUACGGGUUCUGGUCUUGGCCGGAACCGCACAUUGGAUCAUACGCCGAGGCGAAGGAAAAGAUCGAGGAGGUGGACCGACCACUCAGUUGGGCGGACAAGCAGGGUCUUGCGGUGUGGCGGGGGACAGUUCACUGGAAUGGAGAGCUUCGAGGGAAGCUGUUGGAGGUGGCGAAAGGGAAGCCGUGGAGCGAUGUUGCCGAGCUGGACUGGAAAACAAAUGCGCUCAAGAUUGAGGAGUUUUGCAAAUACAAGUUCUUGAUCUAUACCGAGGGCGUAACCUACUCCGGCCGCCUCCGCUACUUCCAACACUGCCGCAGUAUCAUCAUCACCCCGCGCCUCGCCUGGCGCCAAUACCAAUCCUUCCUCCUGCAGUCCUCAGGGCCCGACCAAAACUACGUCGAAGUCGCCCCCGACUGGUCCGACCUCGAGGAGAAGGUGCAGUACUACCUCGACCACCCCAUCGAGGCGGAGCGCAUCGCGAAUAACACGGUGCGGCUGUUCCGCGACUGGUACUUGACGCCCGCGGGCGAGGUGUGUUAUUGGAGGAAGCUGUUUCAGGGGUGGGCGAGCGCGGGCGGGGAGGUAGGCGAGUUGAAGCUGGAGGAGAGGGGCCGGAGUUGGGAGAGUUAUGUGCUGAUGGGGAAGCUGGAUUGGGAGGCGACUGCGUGA